This is a messenger RNA of Asterias rubens (European starfish), 1770 nucleotides long. Its product is annotated as protein adenylyltransferase FICD-like. NCBI's taxonomy places the organism in Eukaryota, Metazoa, Echinodermata, Asteroidea, Forcipulatida, Asteriidae. The transcript is spliced from 2 exons. Gene Ontology annotation, molecular function: protein binding. The coding region runs from base 66 to 1430 and encodes 454 amino acids. The record is from RefSeq and is a predicted model, not a curated record.
UCAUCGUCAUUCACAAUUGUACGCGAGUAUAAAAUGAUGAGAAUUUCCACGUUAAACCCACCAAAAUGUCUACCAAAACCAAACCAGAUGGUAGUUCCAGUUUAGUCUUCAAAUCAUCUAUUGUCUUCUUCCUGUUUGGCAGCGUUGUAGCGGGAUGUCUCUUUACAGUAUUGUCGAGAUUUAUGAUUAUUUUAGAGGGGAGUUCUCGUCAAGUUGGGACCUUUUCAACAUCACCGGUUUCCAAGUCGUCGUCUUUGACGGUAACCAAAGCGCUCGGGAUGGAGGGGUGGCCUGGCAUGGAUUAUCACGGCAUGAGGGAGUGGCCAAUUACGGUCAGGGAUAAACCUGUUAUCAGACCAGAUAUUAAAGGUGAGGUUUUAGCAGCUCUCCAUCAAGCCAUCAUCUUCAAAGUCAACGGCAAGAAUGAAAAAGCACACAAGUUAUUCCAGCACGCCCUCGCUCUAGAUCCGAACCACUCCGACGCCCUCAACGAAUAUGGAGAAUUCAUAGAGGAAAAAGAUAUCCUCCAAGCGGAUUAUUUAUACACAUGCGCGUUACUGAAUAACGCAUCUCACAGCAAAGCACUGAUCAAUCUAAAAAGAACGGCCGAAAUCGUUGAAGAAAUCGAUCAGAGAAUAUUGAGUCAGAUUGACUUGAAACGAGACCAGUUUCUCGAAGUUCCAUCUCAUAGUCGAGCGUUACAUCGCGCACAGCAAGAGAUGUUCUACCAGCAUAUCUACCACACCACAGCGAUCGAAGGGAAUACGUUAUCUCUGGAACAGAUGCGGAGCGUUAUGGAGACUGGGAUGGCUGUACAAGGAAAAAGCGUCUUAGAACACAAUGAAAUAAUCGGAAUGAGUUCCGCCUUGCAGUUUAUCAACAAUACCCUCAUGAAUAAAUUUGGUGACAUCACAGUGCAUGACAUACUUGAGAUCCAUCGGCGUGUCCUCGGACACGUUGAUCCAAUUGAAGCUGGGAAUAUCAGAACGACACAAGUAUUUGUCGGAUCACACAUCCCCCCUGCUCCAACAGAGGUCGAAGAACUCCUACAAGAAUUUAUUGAGUGGUUAACAUCAGAGAAAACAAAUGAAAUGCACCCAGUGGAGUUUGCAGCUCUUGCACAUUACAAAUUUGUUUAUAUUCACCCAUUUCUAGAUGGAAACGGAAGAACUUCACGGUUAUUGAUGAAUUUGAUUCUAAUGCGUGCCGGGUAUCCCCCAAUAAUAAUCAAAGUAACGCAGAGACACGAGUAUUAUGAGACUAUUAAGCAAGCUAAUGCAGGUGAUGUCAGGCCGUUUAUACGCUUUAUUGCUCGGUGUACAGAAAGCAUGCUGGAUGUUUUAUUAUGGUUGACAAGUGAAUCCCAUGGACUUACAGAAAUAGAAAGUAGAGAAAGAUACAGGACAGUUGAAAAUAUUCCCGUGUACUAAAUACUACCUCAUGCAUUUGAAUUCAAAAUACUUCCUGCAUGUUGUAAGGCCACUGCUCCUUGUUCAAGCUUGAUCAAUUUUUGUGGCUGCCUUAUGAUGGCUCAUAAUUAUUGUAUUUAAACCCUUUAGUUUAAUUUUUACUUUAACAGGCUGUUUUACUUUAACAGGCUGAGUAGAAACAACCAUGAUUAAGAACGGCCAGCCCUUUCACACUGACUUGCAAUGUACGUACAUGCACGUGUAUAACCAGUGAUCUGUCCUGGCAGUGUUGUACAUGUACAUUCAGGGCUGUAUGCUUCGUUUUUGAAAGGGCAAGGGCACCAAGGCAUUUUCUCUUUUG